AUGUCGUUCACCACACUCGUUACGUGCUUCCUUGCUUUGGGUACCACUGGUUGGGCCCAAUAUGUUUUGGAAGACGAUUAUUUAUCUGGAGGCAGUUUCUUCGACAAGUUCUCGUUUUUUGAUGCUCCCGACCCGACUCAUGGCUUCGUGUCUUACCAGGGUCAGUCUGAUGCGACCAAGCAGCAUCUUGUCAACAGCACCUCCGGCAAUGUCCGCCUCGGGGUCGACACCACGAACAAUGCGCCCAAUGGGCGCAACAGCGUUCGUCUAACCAGCAACAAAGCAUACUCUUCUGGCCUCUUCAUACUCGACGCCGACCAUAUGCCAUUCGGGUGUGGCACUUGGCCUGCCUUCUGGCUAGUUGGACCGAAUUGGCCAGCCGGUGGUGAAAUCGAUAUCAUCGAAGGCGUCAAUGAACAAUCCACCAACGACAUGACUCUUCACACCUCCGAUGGUUGCUCCAUCACCAACAACAAUGCUUUCUCUGGUACACUCCAAACCGACAACUGUUACAUCGAUGCGGCAGGUCAGGGCAACAAUCAGGGCUGCCAGAUCACUACGACCAACACCCAAACAUAUGGCGCAGGUUUCAACGCCAACAAGGGUGGUGUCUAUGCCACCGAGUGGACGUCCUCUGCCAUCAGCAUCUACUUUUUCCCACGCGGCGCCAUCCCCUCCGAUAUCACUUCAGGAUCACCGAAUCCAUCCAGCUGGGGCAAACCAUUAGCACAGUUCCAGGGUGGAUGCGAUAUCCCUUCCUUCUUCAGCGAUCAGCAGGUCGUCUUCGACACCACUUUCUGUGGCGAUUGGGCGGGCAGUGUCUGGUCGUCUGGCUCUUGUGCUGCAAAAGCAGACACCUGCAACGACUACGUCGCCAACAACCCAUCUGACUUUGUUGAAGCUUACUGGUCGAUCAAUGCCCUGCAAGUCUACCAAGCCGGCAGCGGUGUCUCGCCUAGCUACUCGUCUGCCGCGCCCUCAAGCACACCAUCAUCAGUUUCUUCCUCCUCCGUCGUCCCAUCGAGCAUAUCGGCGACGUCUCAAUCCGGUCUACCCACUUCGGCCUCCUCUGUCUGGACUUCCAGCUUGAUACCAACAGUAGCACCCACCACUUUUGCUACUUCAAGCGUACCAUCCCCAGCAUCCUCGUUCACUCGACCGGAUGGGCCAGGGCAUGGACCGAUCCACACGAAAUAUGCCACAGGCAACGACUCAUCUUCGCCGUUUGCAUCGGGCAGUGGUACUGGUGCCCUGUCUGGCAUGUACCCAUCUGCUACUGGUCUCGUCGGCACCGCGCCCGUCGUGGCGCCCUCCAACGUCUCUGUAGCCGCAGCCACAGCAUCUCCUCCCAGUAUUUCAGAUCCAUCGUCGCCGUCAAGCGUUUCUGUUGCAGCUGCCAGUGCGUCAUUUGAGGCAGCAGCCCUACCCAUCUCAGGCACUUCAUUCGCUACAGCUUCUGCGACCACGUCGGUGGCGGUACCGGCCGAUCCAAAAACCUCAGCAAUUUUUCCGAGUGCGACGUCCGAUGUCGAAGGAGGGCCGGACUAUUCCGGCUGGCAGGGCCAUUCCUGGCGCUACCACCACCACCGGCCUGCUUCGACUUUGGCAGCUGGUCAGAGGCAUAUCCAACGGCAUGCUAGGAGACAUGGAGCAGGAGUGCUCUAG
This is a messenger RNA of Recurvomyces mirabilis, 1665 nucleotides long. RefSeq lists its product as uncharacterized. Gene Ontology annotation, molecular function: hydrolase activity, hydrolyzing O-glycosyl compounds. Lineage: Eukaryota; Fungi; Ascomycota; Dothideomycetes; Mycosphaerellales; Teratosphaeriaceae. The transcript has a single exon. The record is from RefSeq and is a predicted model, not a curated record. Bases 1 to 1665 code for a protein of 554 amino acids. Gene Ontology annotation, biological process: glucan catabolic process.